ACAGGGAGAGAUCAAACAAGGCCCAAAGGGGUAUCGAAGUCGGGAAACAAAUACGCACCCUAAUCGAUCAAGAAGAAACCGCCGCCGCAAAAUGUUCCGGCAAACCGCCCGCAUCCUGGCUCGCCGCACCUCCGCCGUGCGAUCGUUCUCUAGCGAUGUUCCCGCCUCCUCGUCCGUCGAUUCAAACUUCAUUGAUGCGUGGAAGAAAGUGGCGCCGAAUCUGGAUCCGCCCCAGACUCCUCUCUCCUUCAUGAAGCCUCGUCCCGCUACUCCGGCGACUCUACCGACCAAGCUCACCGUCAAUUUCGUCCUUCCUUACUCAUCGGAGCUCUCCGGCAAAGAGGUCGACAUGGUAAUCAUCCCAGCAACCACCGGGCAAAUGGGUGUGUUGCCCGGACACGUUCCCACAAUCGCGGAACUGAAACCCGGCGUCCUGUCUGUGCACGAGGACAAUGAUGUGAAGAAGUACUUCCUCAGCAGUGGAUUUGCUUUCAUCCACGCCAACUCCGUGGCUGACAUCAUCGCAGUGGAGGCUGUUCCGCUCGACCGCAUUGACCCGGCACUCGUCCAGCAGGGACUAGCCGAGUUCACUCAGAAGCUCAGCUCAGCCACCACUGAGUUAGAAAAAGCCGAGGCCCAGAUUGGAGUUGAGGUUCACAGUGCCCUUAACGCAGCCCUCACCGGCUAAUUCAGGUAAUUAUCGUCUUUUAUCCUCGUUUUAUGAUCUGACAGAAAGCAUUCAGGUAUUGUCUUUUUCGAUUCUCGAAAGGUAAAAUAAAAACAAGAGUCUGUUCUUGAGAUGUGUUUCGACGAUGUUUAUGCAUCUUUUAAUCGGACAAAUAGAUGCCUUUUUUCCCCCUAGAAUUCAUCGGGGUUUUUUUGUUGCAGUUGUAAUCGGCGUGUAAUUUGGACCGCUAUCAAUUGGAAGUUUGAAUUCCUUAGAUAUA
This is a messenger RNA of Tarenaya hassleriana, 947 nucleotides long. RefSeq names its product ATP synthase subunit delta', mitochondrial-like. The record is from RefSeq and is a predicted model, not a curated record. The transcript has 2 exons. Gene Ontology annotation, biological process: proton motive force-driven ATP synthesis. The coding region runs from base 92 to 688 and encodes 198 amino acids. Gene Ontology annotation, molecular function: proton-transporting ATP synthase activity, rotational mechanism. Lineage: Eukaryota; Viridiplantae; Streptophyta; Magnoliopsida; Brassicales; Cleomaceae.